Messenger RNA from Kickxella alabastrina, 1260 nucleotides. RefSeq lists its product as uncharacterized. The transcript is spliced from 6 exons. The coding region runs from base 1 to 1260 and encodes 419 amino acids. The record is from RefSeq and is a predicted model, not a curated record. NCBI's taxonomy places the organism in Eukaryota, Fungi, Kickxellomycota, Kickxellomycetes, Kickxellales, Kickxellaceae.
AUGACUACGGGUCCCUUUUUGAUGGGAGACAACCUCCAGCUCCUCUGCUCAGCCGCAGCUGCCGAUGCAGCUGGUGGAGCAUACUAUCCAGAAAAAUCCCACAUUCUGACUAUUCGGCAGCAGCCAGAGAGAUCACGCGUUGGCAGUGUCAGCGAAAAGAUGUUAAUGGACGAGGCUGCCAAAGCACCACUGCGCUAUCUCAAAGGCCACCGCGCAGCAGCCAUGGCAGGAUCCAUGGUCUCUCCUCUGCACACACUGCGCGACGCCAGCUUGAUGCAAGGCGCCUACUUUGUCUUCAGCGAUCUCAGCGUGCGCAUGGAGGGCUCUUUCCGCCUCCGCUUUGACCUCUUUGAGAUGGAAGAUACCGAUACGUUACCACCAGCAAAGCGGGCCAAACUGUCACCCCUGACAUCGGUAACUUGCGGGAUGCUCGGCGGAGCGUCAGGACCCGGUAAUCCCAACUUGUUGAUAUUCCAGCACAACCAGUUUCCAGCAGACUACCACAGAAACAAGGAGAACAUGCCCAUGAUUUGCCGCCCGUUGGUCAGCCGAGACGAUCACUUGCUGGACCUUAGCGACAUUGCUGCUGUGGCUUUGCUGGACAGUCUGAGUGGAGCUCUUGCUGCAGAGAGCUGUGCAAGCCAGGCGUUCUCUCCCGGAUUCGCACCAACACUAUCCUCAUCCUCACCAACGACAAUGGGUGGCAUUUUUUCAAGCAUCGCCGAAACGUCUCAGCAGCCAAUAUCGAGCAUUGGGUUUGACUCUGGCAUGGCCCCGGCACCGUUUUCCAUGGGUGCUCCGUUCUCCAGCUACCGCCUCACCAGCCUGCGCACUCCGGAUUCAAUAUACGGAAAUAGCGUGUUCCUGGGAGCCGCACCCAGACUCCACCCGACACUGCGCUCGGGCGGAGGCGUCAAUAAUAGUAUUAUCAGUGGAAAUGACUCUGGCAUAUUCAGCUAUAAUUCUAGGUCGGACAACAGUGCCGCCGAGCCAGCAGCCUCACAGAUAUUACAGUUGCCACAGCGGCUGUACAACUCACAGACACGCAAUUCCAACAUUGGAACCGAAAGCUAUGGCCACAGUCACAGCAGGACAGGCAUGGGAAUUGCAUAUGCUCAACAAGAACAUGACUACCAUGCUGCUGAUAGCCGCGGAGGCGAGGGCUGGAGCGGCGAGACUCUGGCUUCCAUUAAUAUGAAUUUGCCCCAUGCUGGCCAUCCGCCGCCCAGUCGCACUGACCUUGCGGGAGCAAUUGUAUAG